Molecule: messenger RNA, 1674 nt
Organism: Psilocybe cubensis
Lineage: Eukaryota; Fungi; Basidiomycota; Agaricomycetes; Agaricales; Agrocybaceae
Exons: 21
Coding region: 1-1674 (557 amino acids)
Biological process (GO): fungal-type cell wall organization; (1->6)-beta-D-glucan biosynthetic process
Cellular component (GO): plasma membrane; endoplasmic reticulum membrane
Molecular function (GO): glucosidase activity
Source: RefSeq, a predicted model, not a curated record
AUGAAGUCGAAGAGAAGUUCCCUGCAUGGAAGUUUGCACGGCACCAUGGCAGAGAAGUACUCACUAGGACCGUCUCCUGAGGAGUGGGGGAUCUCCCUUUACUCUAGAGAAGCCGACGAUGAUCUACACGACCCGAGAGCCCAGUUGGAGCCUUCGAAGAUUCUGACCAUGAGGGCUCUCGUUAACAUUGGCUGUCUCAUGCUUCUUUUGAUCGGAUGCUUCGCUCUUUUUGUUGCUUAUCCAGUAGUUUCGCAUUAUUUACGCCAGAGUCAAUCUUUCCAGGGUGGUUUCAACCUUGGAGGGAUCAACGCAUCAGGGCAGGUCCCUGAGAUCUCUAGUAACGGGGGUCUCAUCGACAAAGACACCCCUAGAGAAGCGUAUACGAGGCCUUCAUACCAGGACCCCACACAAGACAUGGUUUUGGUGUUUUCUGACGAGUUCAAUACCGAUGGACGAACCUUUUACCCAGGCGACGACCCCUAUUGGGAAGCAGUUGACCUUCAUUAUUGGGGAACUGUCGACCUUGAAUGGUAUGAUCCUAUGCAAGCCACAACAUCCGAUGGGUACCUUCGACUGAGAAUCGAUAAAGUCGACGACAUCGCUGACAAUCACAACCUACAAUAUCGGUCGGGCAUGAUCCAAUCAUGGAAUAAGUUCUGUUUCACUGGAGGCAUUAUUGAAGCUGGAAUUAUUCUUCCUGGAUCAAACAAUGUCAGCGGUCUUUGGCCUGCACUAUGGACUAUGGGAAAUCUAGGCCGGGCAGGGUUCGGAGGCAGUUUAGACGGAGUAUGGCCUUACACUUACGACUCCUGCGAUGUCGGCACUCUUGCAAAUCAGACGUACCCACCAUCUCUUUCCUCCUCACCUGACAUAACAACACCAGCUGCAGCUAUUAUUGGCGGAGAUCCAAACUACAACGGACAAUUGUCUUUGCUACCUGGACAAAAACUCUCUGCUUGUACGUGUCCUGGAGAGGCUCACCCUGGACCCAUUCGGCCAGACGGCACUUUUGUUGGUCGCUCCUCUCCCGAAAUCGAUGUACUGGAAGCUAUAGUCAAUAAUGGUGUCGGUCAGGCAUCUUUGUCUGCACAAUGGGCUCCAUUUGACGCUGGAUAUAUCGUGAGCAAUUCCACAGACAACAUAAUUAUUCAGAACGUCGACACCAUCAAGAAUACCUUCAUCGGAGGAGCUUUCCAGCAAACUACAAGUGGAUUAGCAACGACAAGCCAAGAAUGUUACGAACUUGGGUCUCAAUGUUCAUCAGUGUAUGGUUUCGAGUACAAACCUGGGUUUGACGACGGGUACAUCACUUGGGUCAGUUCUGGACAGCUAUCCUGGACGCUCAAAGGACCUGCGAUGGGUGCAAACACGGAGAGCGAGAUCAGCCAACGUCCGAUCUCUUCAGAGCCAAUGUACAUCAUUGCCAAUCUUGGUCUCUCCCUUGGGUUUGGGACAGUCGACUUUGAUAACCUGAUAUUCCCUGCCACCAUGAGUAUCGAUUAUAUCAGAGUGUACCAGCCAGCCGAUUCAUUGAACGUCGGAUGUGACCCCAAAGACUUCCCCACAGCGAAGUACAUUGAAACCUUCCAACGAGCGUAUACAAACGCCAACCUUACUGACUGGGCAGAUGUGCAAGAGCCGUGGCCAAAAAAUAGGUUGAUAGACACCUGUUGA